Purpureocillium lilacinum is the source of this 267-nucleotide messenger RNA. The record is from RefSeq and is a predicted model, not a curated record. Lineage: Eukaryota; Fungi; Ascomycota; Sordariomycetes; Hypocreales; Ophiocordycipitaceae.
AUGUUGCUUAGCCCGCAGUCCAAAAUGGAACUCUUUGUUACCGUAUUCAUCUUGCAGAUCCUCUUCGGAGCCGUCCAAUGUGCCGUGUCUUCCAAGCCCGCCGCGCGUUCACAUGCACUCAACACAUACGACCCUCGUGGCAGGGAACGUGAACGGGACCCAACCCGCUUUACCGGGCCCAACCGUCCGCCAAAGGACGUUCAGAACGUUGAGGAGGCACGACACGAAGCUGAGCUGUACAAUUCAUGCGUACAAGGAAUAGUAUGA